Messenger RNA from Talaromyces atroroseus, 186 nucleotides. RefSeq lists its product as hypothetical. The record is from RefSeq and is a predicted model, not a curated record. The transcript is spliced from 3 exons. Lineage: Eukaryota; Fungi; Ascomycota; Eurotiomycetes; Eurotiales; Trichocomaceae. Bases 1 to 186 code for a protein of 61 amino acids.
AUGAAGUCUGUCCCAGUGCUCCUCGUCGCAUUCGCAGCUUUGGCUGCCGCUGUUCCUGUCGGUGUGCAGGACACUACUGCCCUCACCAAACGCAACGACGAUAUUAGUGUCAACCCUGUCGCCCUGCCACCUGACAAUGUGUCCAUCAACUUCUCCGCUCAUGAUUGUAGUCUAGGAUUUCAGUAG